This is a messenger RNA of Mugil cephalus (flathead mullet), 1465 nucleotides long. RefSeq names its product fibroblast growth factor 9 (gene fgf9). Gene Ontology annotation, molecular function: growth factor activity; fibroblast growth factor receptor binding. NCBI's taxonomy places the organism in Eukaryota, Metazoa, Chordata, Actinopteri, Mugiliformes, Mugilidae. Gene Ontology annotation, biological process: regulation of cell migration; positive regulation of protein phosphorylation; fibroblast growth factor receptor signaling pathway. Gene Ontology annotation, cellular component: cytoplasm. The coding region runs from base 606 to 1193 and encodes 195 amino acids. The record is from RefSeq and is a predicted model, not a curated record. The transcript is spliced from 4 exons.
AUCUAAAAUCUGUGUAUUACAAAUGUGUUCUUCUGCCUCAGCCUCUGCUCCACUAUCAGUACAGCCUGCUCUCCAAUCUCACGAUUGUGAUACUGAACAGACAGCUCGCAUUUCUCUCGCAUGUCACAGCUUUGAUUGGUUGAAAGAAAUGUCCAUGUACGCAGGCUACAAACUGUGUCAAAGAUUGUCUUGUCUAUGUUUUUCCCCAUCCUUCACUGGUUAACUUCCAGCAGGCUGAUGCUUGACAAGCUGUUUCCUUCAAAGUCCAAGCGUGGAGGCUUUCUGCAGGAGCUUCAUGGAACAUCACGUGUAAACGCCGUUGUUGGCAGGAUCACUGAUAUUUCACUGAUAAUCACUGUGAACAGUUAAGUAUCUUACAGUGCUUCAGUGUUGAAAAAGGCGUCAGAGGAGAUAAAAGGAAGGCGUGGGAGUAAAGGAGGUGGGAACCAACCUCAGUUAGACCUGUUGUUCAACAGAAGAGGAGACCCAACCUGAACCUGUGGGAUAUACAGGAGGUCUAGGAGGUCAGAUCUUGGUCAGAGGACAUGACUGGGUGUCGUGCAUCAGUGUCGGGUCUGCAGGCAUGUGUCUGAUAUGUUUACACUAUGAACGUCUCCACACUGCUGCCUGGAUUUCUCUUGCUCCAGCUUUUAACAGUGUGUGAUCGGGCGUCUGGAGCAAACAAACAGGAACCAGCUGCUUCACUUGAGGACCACAACACUCUCUUCAGGGGCCUCUGGAAGCUGCAAAUCAGGGACUCCCUGCUGAAAGGAAAAGGUUCCAGUCCUCAUCCGACUAGAGAAGAGGUUAAACAGCAGCUGCUCUACUGUCGUGUUGGGAUUGGUUACCAUCUCCAGAUCCUGCCCAGCGGCUCGGUAGGAGGCGUCCAUAAACCCACUGAACACUGUCGGAUGAAGGUGUUCGCUAUGAAGCAUGGAGUGGUGGGAAUCAGAGCAGUUAAGAGUGGCUUGUACCUCUGUAUGAGUAAAGACGGACUGGCAUACGGAGCGGAGAAGUUUUCUGACGACUGCAUGUUGAAGGAGAACUUGGAGGAAAAUCACUACACCACCUACUCCUCUCUGUCUUAUCCAGGCAUCUACCUGGCUCUUUCCCACAAGGGGGAACUCAGGAGGGGCAACAGCGUUACCAAACACCAGCCCUGCACCCAUUUCCUGCCUCGAAAGACAUCAUGAUCAGGGUCCACUACUCUUUUUGGAACUUUCAGACGAAACAAGACUGCGCAGGACUGGAUUCCUGUGGAACUUUAAGUAGCUGAUGGAGCCUUAAGCUGCUCUGGAUAUGGAGGUCGUUCAACACCAGAGAUAAAGGAAAGAAAGCACUGUUCUUACUUUUAACUCCCUUGUGCCUCCAAAGCAGUUGUGAGUCAUCAGAGAGUGGACGUGAGGCUUCUGAGGGGGUCCUGUGGUGUCUGGUGUUGUUAGUGGGGACCUUCACGUCUUAUGAG